Messenger RNA from Rosa rugosa (rugosa rose), 1684 nucleotides. Its product is annotated as xyloglucan 6-xylosyltransferase 2. The coding region runs from base 173 to 1528 and encodes 451 amino acids. Gene Ontology annotation, cellular component: membrane; endosome; trans-Golgi network. Gene Ontology annotation, molecular function: hexosyltransferase activity; xyloglucan 6-xylosyltransferase activity; UDP-xylosyltransferase activity. Gene Ontology annotation, biological process: xyloglucan biosynthetic process. Lineage: Eukaryota; Viridiplantae; Streptophyta; Magnoliopsida; Rosales; Rosaceae. The transcript has a single exon. The record is from RefSeq and is a predicted model, not a curated record.
GCGUGUAAAACAUUGAACAGAAUUCUCCCUCUCCCUAUCACUCCCCAAAAAGCCUUUGCUGACCUUCCCCGAAUACCAAUUCGGGUCAAUUCCGGAGCCUAGGGUUGCCACUCCUACUUGUACCCACCUAAUCCCAAAUCCCAAAUCCCUAAUUCCAAUCCUGAUUUCAGCUAUGAUAUUAGAGAAAUGCAUAGGAGCUCAAAGAUGUCGGAGGAUCCAGCGAGCUCUCCGGCACGGCAAGGUCACAAUCCUCUGCCUGGUCCUCACCGUGGUCGUCCUACGUGGCACAAUCGGAGCCGGAAAGUUCGGCACCCCGGAGCAGGACUUCAUCGAGAUUCGCGACCACUUCUACUCCCGCAAGCGGGCGGAGCCCCACCGCGUCCUCGAGGAGGUCCAAACGACGUCGUCCGACGACGACCCCAACAACUACAACGCCUUCGACAUCAACACGAUCCUCAAGGACGAAGGCGAGGAGGAGAAACCCGACCCGAGUAAGCCCUACACUCUGGGACCCAAGAUUUCAAAUUGGGACGAGCAGAGAUCGAAAUGGCUGAAAAAGAACCCCAAUUUCCCGAAUUUCGUCGGGCCCAGCAAGCCCAGGGUGCUUCUGGUGACUGGGUCGUCGCCAAAACCCUGCGAGAACCCGGUAGGUGAUCAUUAUCUGUUGAAGUCUAUUAAGAACAAGAUUGAUUAUUGUAGGUUGCACGGGAUUGAGGUUUUCUACAAUAUGGCUCUUUUGGAUGCUGAAAUGGCUGGGUUUUGGGCCAAGCUUCCGCUGAUUCGGAAGCUGCUUUUGUCUCACCCGGAAGUCGAGUUUCUGUGGUGGAUGGAUAGUGAUGCUAUGUUCACAGAUAUGGCUUUCGAGUUGCCUUGGGAGAGGUACAAAGAUUCCAACUUUGUGAUGCAUGGCUGGAAUGAGAUGGUUUAUGAUGACAAGAAUUGGAUUGGAUUGAAUACCGGUAGCUUUUUGUUGAGGAAUUGCCAGUGGUCUUUGGACAUGCUUGAUGCUUGGGCUCCAAUGGGGCCGAAAGGAAAGGUUAGGGAUGAGGCUGGGAAGAUAUUGACUAGCGCACUUAAGAAUAGGCCGGUGUUUGAAGCUGACGAUCAGUCGGCUAUGGUUUAUAUAUUGGCUACUCAGAGGGAGAAGUGGGGUGAUAAGGUUUAUCUCGAGAAUGCGUAUUAUUUACAUGGUUAUUGGGGGAUUUUGGUUGAUAGAUAUGAGGAAAUGAUUGAGAAUUAUCAUCCUGGUUUGGGUGAUCAUCGUUGGCCGCUAGUGACACAUUUUGUGGGUUGCAAGCCGUGUGGGAAGUUUGGAGAUUACCCAGUUGAGAGAUGUUUGAAGCAGAUGGACAGGGCUUUUAACUUUGGUGAUAAUCAGGUUCUUCAAAUCUAUGGAUUCACACACAAGUCCUUGGCUAGUAGACGAGUUAAGAGAGUUCGAAAUGAAACGAGCAAGCCACUUAAGGUUAAAGAUGAACUCGGGUUGCUUCAUCCUGCGUUUAAGGCUGUUAAGGUAUCAUCUUCCUAGGUCAGCAGUGUUGCUCACUCAUGUGAGACAUGCUACAAUGUGUAUCUUGUUCCUAAUGCUUCCCGUGCUAGGUGUGGAGAUAGUAUUCUUUUGUUCCUUAUAAAUAUUUGUUACUUGCCAAAUCAAACAGAGAGAUUAAUUUAUUGUUUUGCUCAA